Messenger RNA from Staurois parvus, 405 nucleotides. The record is from the annotation of a GenBank genome assembly. Lineage: Eukaryota; Metazoa; Chordata; Amphibia; Anura; Ranidae.
GUCCGCAGUCUCUGGUCACCUCCCUGUACUAUGUCCGCACUGUGUCUCUGUCUCUGGUCAUCUCCUGUACUGUGUAGUCUCUGGUCAUCUGUGUUCUGUCUCCGCAGUCUCUGGUCAUCUCCUACUGUGUACUGGUCCGCAGUCUCUGGUCAUCUCCUGUACUGUGUACUAUGUCCGCAGUCUGGUCUGUGUCCGGUCUCAUCUCCUGUACUAUGUCCCGCAGUCCUCUCUGUACUAUGGUCAUCUCCUGUACUAUGUCCGCAGUCUCUGGUCAUCUCCUGUACUAGUCUCUGGUCAUCUCCCGCAGUCUCUGGUCAUCUCCUGUACUGUGUCCGCAUCUCUGUACUGGUCAUCUCCUGUACUGUGUCCGCAGUCUCUGGUCAUCUCCUGUACUGUGUCCGCAGU